Molecule: messenger RNA, 1074 nt
Organism: Geodia barretti
Lineage: Eukaryota; Metazoa; Porifera; Demospongiae; Tetractinellida; Geodiidae
Source: the annotation of a GenBank genome assembly
AUGGCAGUACCCGAGAAGGUAAAACCGGAAGAUGCCCAAAAGUAUUAUGACACCGCAGACAGCAUCGGCCUUAAGCCCGGCUGGAUGCAGGGGGAAGGUCAACCCUUGCCCGAAAUGGAACCCUUCCUCUGGCGUUGGAACGAGGUGGAGCCCCUGGUACUCAAGAGCGGCGAGUUGGUCACACCGGACCGGGACGUGGAACGGCGUACCUUGCGCCUGGCCACGCCGGGCCUGGACCGGGGCACUACCCAUACCAUCACCGCGGCGCUGCAACUGCUCCUGCCCGGAGAGUGCGCCCCGGCGCACCGGCACACGCCCACGGCCAUCCGGUGGGUACUGCAGGGACAGGGAGCUUACACGACUGUCGAGGGUGACAAGUGCUACAUGGAGCCGGGCGACCUGGUUCUCACGCCUUCCUGGACCUGGCACGACCACAACAAUGAGGGCGAUGAGCCCAUGAUCUGGCUGGAUGGGCUGGACGUCCCCCUGGUCCGGUACCUGCGGGCUAACUUCUACGAGGCGUUCCCCGAAGACCAGCAGCCCAUAGUCGGCGUGGCCGAGUCGGAAAAGCGGUUCGCCUCCGGCGCUAUGCGUCCGGCCUGGGAAGAUACCAACGUACCCUAUUCCCCCCUGUGGCAUUACAAGUGGGACAAGACAUAUGAUGCCCUGCAAAAGUUGGCGGAAAUAGACGCCAGCCCCUUUGACGACGUUGCCAUGGAGUUCAGCGACCCGGUGACCGGCGGACCGGUGCUCCGAACCAUGACCUGCUGGGCCCAGUUGAUUCGUCCCGGCAUCUGCACCCGCGCCCACCGCCAGACCAGUUGCGCCGUGUACCAGGUGUACAAAGGCCAGGGGUACAGCGUGAUCGACGGGCAGCGGUUCGACUGGAACGAAGGAGAUUUCUUCGUUGUACCGCCCUGGGUCUGGCACGAGCACGCCAAUGACUCCACCGAUGAGGCCAUCCUGUUCUCCAUCCAGGACAUUCCGGUGAUGAAGGACAUGGCCCUAUACCGCGAGGAAGCCUACCCGGAAAACGCCGGCCACCAACCCGUAACCAGCCAGUUCAAGGGGUAG